This is a messenger RNA of Paramecium primaurelia, 1412 nucleotides long. NCBI's taxonomy places the organism in Eukaryota, Ciliophora, Oligohymenophorea, Peniculida, Parameciidae. The record is from the annotation of a GenBank genome assembly.
AUGAAAUAAGCCUUUUAUUUUCUCCGAAAAACCGAUACAUUUGGUGUAAAAUUUAAUCCUGCAAUCAACAACAAAAUGAAUUUUACUUAUAAAACUUUUUUAGGGGGACUUUUUUCUUUAAUCAUUUAUUCACUUAGUGCAGCUUAUUUUGUAUAUGAAAUGUACAGAUGGAUGAAUAUGGAUAUGGUUCCUAUUGUGACAACUGAGAUUCAUAGUUUUAAUAAUGAUAUUGAAAAUCUUUUGGAUGAAUCUAAUGCUUAGAUUGAAUUUGAAAUUUUUAACACAGCAAAUGGAAAUGACUCAAUUAAUCCAUUCAAUUAAACUUAACUUGUAUUGACUCCAAUAUUGAAGAAUUAUUCAAAUGGAAAGGAGUAAACUGUCGGAUAUAAUUUUUCUUAAUUUGUGUCUGAAAAUAUAUUUACUCCAUAAUUUAGACUUAAUUCAAAAAGUGAAUAUUAAAUUUCUUUUGCAAGAUGUACACAAGAAAUGCUACUUGAAGGUUAAAUUUGUGCAAACUAAGAAAUUAUAAAUAACUUUUUCAACCAAAGAGGAAACGAAUUGUAAGUUAACAUAAUUCUCAAAAUAGUUGAUCCAAGGACAUUUAAAGAAAAAUAAAUAAAAAAAACAUAUGGAAUAAUUUUAGAAGAAAUAGAAUGCUAAAUAACUAAAAUUAGCAUGGAAUAUACACAUUAUUAGAUAUAUAAAGAUUUUAUAUUUCCAACCCCAAUCAAUAAAAUAUUUGUAAGUGAAACAGUUGAAUAAACAACUUAUGGAACUAAGGACUAUUGUUCAAAAAGAUUUGUUGAAGAAAGUUAUGCUUUAUUAUGGAUAACUACAUCUUAGGUUGCAUAUGUUUAGAGAAUGUAAUAUCCUGAAAUUGGAGAUGUAUUAGCCAAUAUUGGAUCGAUUAUAGAGGUUUUAUUUUUAAUAGAGCUUUUCAUUCAUAAAUACAACGAAAGUUGCUUGAUCAAUUCUAUGAAAGAGCAAAUUCUUUCAUUUUAUUAUCCUGAAUUAUAGUUUAUUAAAAUGAAAAAAAAUUGUUUAGGUAAUAUUAAGAAUUGUUCUUUAAAUUCAGCUACUUGAAUUUAAUUUAUGAAGUUUCAAGGUUGCAAUUCAUUUUGCAAUCCAUUACUGUUAAAGAAGAGUUUUAUUAAUCACAUUAGAUAGGCAUUAAACUAAAUCUAGAAAAAGAUUGUGAAAAUGAUUAAUUCUUUAAUUUGAUGGAAGAUGAUGGAGGGGGAUUUUUAGAUUCAGCAAAAAUAGUGAAUAAUAAAAAAUUGUCUUCUAACGACUCGUUUUUAUUAUCUCUUCAUAAAAGAAAUCUAUUAAUGAAUGAAGAUUAUAUUGAUUAAGAGUUAAUUUCUGAUAGAAAUUUUUUUGAAAUUAACAGAAUCAGUAAAACAAAAAAUUGA